Prunus armeniaca (apricot) is the source of this 387-nucleotide messenger RNA. The record is from the annotation of a GenBank genome assembly. Lineage: Eukaryota; Viridiplantae; Streptophyta; Magnoliopsida; Rosales; Rosaceae.
AUGGGGUCUAUGGAGCAGACGAUUCUGGUGACCGGCGGGGCGGGGUUUAUUGGGAGCCACACGGUGGUUCAGCUUCUCGAAGCAGGGUUUAGGGUUUCCAUCCUUGAUAAUCUUGACAAUUCCGUCAUUGAAGCUGUUGAUCGCGUUCGAGACUUGGUCGGCCCUAAGCUCUCUCAGAAGCUCCACUUUCAUUUGGGUGAUCUCAGACAUAAGGACGAUUUGGAGAGGCUGUUUUCUCAAACAAAAUUUGAUGCUGUGAUCCACUUUGCUGGCCUGAAAGCUGUAGGAGAGAGUGUUGCUCACCCACGCCGUUAUUAUGACAAUAAUUUGGUUGGCACUAUUAAUCUCUAUGAGGUCAUGACAAAAUACAACUGUAAAAAGGUUUGA